Molecule: messenger RNA, 1017 nt
Organism: Branchiostoma floridae (Florida lancelet)
Lineage: Eukaryota; Metazoa; Chordata; Leptocardii; Amphioxiformes; Branchiostomatidae
Exons: 4
Coding region: 160-594 (144 amino acids)
Source: RefSeq, a predicted model, not a curated record
UAUUCUCCUCUUGUUCACUGGUCUUGUAGGAAAUGUGGCUGUGGAAAGAAGGGGGAGGCCUGUGGGGACUCCUUCAAGUGUACUGGCUGCAGAAACCCCUUUAACAUCCUCAAGGAGUUUGACAUUGACGGUGUAGCAGCGGCCCAGGACAAAUGUCUCAUGGACAACAUCUUCAAGAUUGAAGAUCUGAGAGGCCGUCUGAAGGAGCACCAUGAACUGCCAUGCUGUUCAUAUUCUGUACAGCUGAAGGACAUGGUGCCUGGUAGCAUCACUGUGUUCACCUGUCCAGACAAGUACUGCGGGUAUGAGUGGCAGUACUCCUGGUGCCACAAUGAGUUGGAGGAGGAUUGGGAGGCUCGCCCUCGUUAUCACUGUGUCAUCUGCCGCAAGUGUGGUGACUACGGGGAUGCCCACUGCAAGAAAUGCAACAAGUGCUACUUUGCCGGCACAGCUGGAUUCGAGUGCCCGUGCGGAGAUAAGUCUACGGAAGAUACGGCCAAAAGGGAGCUGACGAAUAUGUGGACCGUGCUGUACCUUGCUGGGUUCGACAAUGACAGCAUAACCGACUUCUUCCAAAACUCGAUACCCAUUUGAGAUCAAACAAAAGGCUGUGCAUACAGCACUGGUGUUGACUUAAGAAUGGCCUGCUAGAAACAUUUUGUGCCUUUUGCCACAUGUGGAUCCAUUAUACCUGCCACAAAUGUGCUAUCUUUGAAAGUUUGUAAUCUACAGUAAGUGAAGUGGCAACAUUGACAUUUUACUGUAUUGCUUGAUUGGCCUACAGUUACACAUUAGUUUUUAGCAGUAAUUUUACAUACAUGUAUGACAUGUAAAAGUGUGUUACUAUAAAAAAAAGACAGAUUGUACACUUUUUCGAACCUGGAAGAAGCCAUGUUCUAUUUAUGGAGUGCAUUGACUUCCUUAGCUUAUGUAACUAUCACAUGAAAUGUGCACUUGAAAUAUUCAAGGCUGUCCAGAUGGACUUGUUUGAUUAAACAAAGUGAGUGGAACUAAGAA